This is a messenger RNA of Setaria italica (foxtail millet), 3531 nucleotides long. RefSeq names its product exocyst complex component EXO70B1. Gene Ontology annotation, biological process: exocytosis. Gene Ontology annotation, cellular component: exocyst. The record is from RefSeq and is a predicted model, not a curated record. NCBI's taxonomy places the organism in Eukaryota, Viridiplantae, Streptophyta, Magnoliopsida, Poales, Poaceae. Gene Ontology annotation, molecular function: phosphatidylinositol-4,5-bisphosphate binding. Bases 219 to 2315 code for a protein of 698 amino acids. The transcript has 2 exons.
GUUGCUGGCCUGCUAGCUGCUUGGGCUCGGCUUGACCUCCCCGUGACGCCGCGCCGACCGCGCCCACACUCCCCGCCAGACUCCGCAGCGACCCAACACAGCGGUCAAACAAAGCCAGCGGCGGCGUAACACCCAAGCCACCUCCGCUCCGCUUCGCUCCGCUCAGCUCAGCACAAAAAAAUCCCCCACUCGCUCCACGCCCGAGGCGGCCGGCGGCGAUGUCGUCAGCGGCGCCCCCGCCGCCCCAGCCGGAGUCUCCCUCCGCCGGCGCCGGCGCCGGCGGUGGCGGCGACAAGGUCCUUGCCGCCGCGCAGCACAUCGUCAAGUCCCUCGCCACCUCCAAGAACGCCGCCGACGACAUGAUCCGCAUCCUCUCCGGCUUCGACAACCGCCUCUCCUCCAUCACCAACGACCACCUCUUCCCCUCCCCGGACCCCUCCUCCGGCCCCGCCUCCGGCUCCGCCUCCGCCUCGGGCUCCUCCGCCUCCGAGAUCUCCGCCGCCGCCGCCUUCGACGCCGCCGACCAGCUCAUCCAGCUCUGGGACGCCACCCCGGAGGCGCUCGUCUUCGAGGCCCCCGAGGACGACGUCGCGCAGUACCUCGCCGCGGUCGACGUCGCCGUCGACCACCUCGCCCGCGGCGGGCCCGGCGGCGCGCGCGCGGGCGUCGCCGUGCAGCUCGCCAUGGCGCGGCUCGAGGAGGAGCUCCGCCACCUCAUGGUCCGCCACGCCGUCCCGAUCGACCCCACGGGGCUCUUCUUCUCGCUCCGCCGCCUCUCGCUCGAGUCCAUGGACGACCUCGACGCCUCCUCCGAGUUCGACGCCGCCACGCCGCACAGCCUCGACGGCACCCCCGCCGGGCCGGAGACCGCGCGCGGCGCCGUGCUGGGAUCCAACCCCUUCGAGGACCAGGUCUUCGACCCCGUGCGCCCCGAGGCCGUCGACGAGCUGCGCGCCAUCGCCGACCGGAUGGCGCGCGCGGGCUACUCCCGCGAGCUCGCCGACGCCUACUGCGGCGUCCGGCGCGACGUGCUCGACGAGUACCUCUCCGUGCUCGGCGUCGAGCGCCUCAGCAUCGACGAGGUACAGCGCAUCGAGUGGAAGCUGCUCAACGACAAGAUGAAGAAGUGGGUGCACGGGGUCAAGACGGUCGUGCGUGUCCUGCUUGCUGGUGAGCGCCGCCUCUGUGACCAGGUGCUCACCGCGUCCGAUGACCUUAUGGAGGAGUGCUUCCUUGAGUCCACCAAGGGAUGCAUUAUGCAGAUUCUCAGCUUUGGGGAUGCCGUGGCGGUCUGCCCCCGCUCACCGGAGAAGGUCCCCCGGAUCCUUGACAUGUAUGAGGCGCUUUCAGAGGUGAUCCCUGAAAUGAGGGACUUGUGCAUAGGGAGUUCUGGGGAUGGUGUGAUCAGUGACGUGCAGGCCAUUCUUGAUAGGCUUGGGGAUGCUGUGAGGGGUAAUCUGUUUGAGUUUGGGAAGAUGUUGCAGCAGGAGACAUCACGGAGGGCGAUGACGGCUGGUGAGAUCCACCCGAUGACACGCUAUGUCAUGAACUAUUUGAGGUUGCUGGUUGUUUACAGUGAGACGCUUGAUGUCCUAUUGGCUGAUGACAAUUGUGAUCAAGAUGCUUUCAGAAAUUCUGAUGAUCAGGAUCAGGAACACUUGCAGAGCAUGACCCCUCUUGGAAGGCGUCUCCUGAAGCUAAUAUCUUAUUUGGAAGCCAAUUUGGAGGAAAAAUCUAGGCUCUAUGAAGAUGCUGCCCUGGAGUGCAUAUUUGCCAUGAACAAUUUGCUCUAUAUUGUUCAGAAGGUAAAGGAUUCCGAGCUAGGAAAGAUUUUAGGUGAUCACUGGAUAAAAAGGCGGAGUGGUAAGAUUCGGCAGUACUCAAAGAGCUAUCUAAGGAUAUCUUGGACCAAGGCUUUGUCUUAUUUCAAGGAAGAUGGACAUGGGAGUGGGAGUGGGAGCGGAAGCGGGAGUGGGAGUGGGAGUGGGAGUGGCAGUGGCAGUGGGCAUUCAAGUUCUAGGAUGUCCAUCAAGGAACGGUUCAAGAACUUCAACAUGGCCUUUGAGGAAAUUUACAGGAACCAGACACUCUGGAAAGUUCCAGAUCCUCAGCUCCGGGAAGAACUGAAAAUAUCAAUAUCUGAAAAUGUAAUUCCAGCAUAUCGUGCUUUUCUGGGCAGAUAUGGUAAUCAAGUGGAUGGGGGAAGAAAUCCAGGAAAAUAUAUAAAAUACACACCGGAAGAUUUGGAGAGCCAGCUAUCUGCUUUAUUUGAGGGGUCAUCAGUGUCUGCCAACCACUCUAGGAGAAGAACAUAGUUCAUGGUGUCAGGAUCAUGUUUCAGGGGCAUCAAGCAGCAUCAUUAGUGGAAAGAGUGCCCUACAAAUAUCUUGAUAAUAGUUAUGCACUUCAUCUCUUAGUAAGAUUGAUGAGGUUUAAUAUACAUCGUUAGACAAUAGACACUUAUGCAUAGCAUAUUUGCUGGUAUAAGCACAUUCUCCACACCUGUUUGACAAAAGUCUCUCUGUCUUUGCCAUCACUGUCCAAGUUUGAUAAUUAAACCAUGUGUAAAUACUUUCAACAUAAAAAAUAUGGAACAAUCUCAUUAGAUGUUGAUACCUGAAGAGAGGGAAAUCAUUUCUUUUAAUUAGAGAGAUAUCCUCUAUAUUUCAGAUCUGAUACUUGACUUAAAUUGGAAAAGCAUGGAUGUCCAGAAUUCCCUGUAGUUCCUAACUUUCUCAAAUCUAUAAAAUGGUUAGCAAAGUAAACCUGAACUGAAACUUUGGGAUCAUAAAUAUAGAAAGAAAAAUAUAUAAACAGGAAUUGGGAAGUUUUUUUUUUUCUUUUCUUUUUGGAGUUUAUGAAUUGGGAGGAUUUGCAGGACAGUAUAAAAGAAAAUAAAUGAACUGUGGACUUUUCUGUCCAAAGAAGCUUACUAGGACCUGGUACUGGAACUGGAAUAACAAAUACUGGAUGGGGCAGAUUGCACACUUACAUAAGUUAUCUAUCAUCCAAACAUUCAGGUACACAAAGGCACAAUUUAAAACUAGAGCUAGAGCAUAUUACUGUCAGUCUGCCAUACAAUCGAAGAAUGCUCAUGGCUAUUGGGGUUCUAAUGUGUACAGGUUAACUUAUCAGCAUGUUGAUUUCCCAAAUAUCAGAUAGAUCAGCUGUUCAGCUUGAGUGUAUGUAUCACCAUGCCAUUGUACUAAUGUAAACUUGAUGUGCUCUCAUAUACAUCCCAAGGAGGAGGAUACUUGGCAUCAGCCUUUUGAUAUCAUACUAGGCCAACGAAAAAACACAAUCUCAUGUUGGCCUCCUAUAGGUUUUCUUUCCCAUUUGCCAUUGACUGGUUACCAAAUUUUUCCAGGCCUUCCACAUGUAAGUAAGUUAUAAGCAUGCCUUAGUUAUACUGCCAAACUUGUACAUUCUAAAACCAAGUCCGUCAUCCUCAUUCGAAAGGGGCUGAACACUUCAUAUAUAUGUUAUUGAUGGAUAGUUCUACCUUUUCUAGUACAGGUAGGAUGGUAUUCA